This is a messenger RNA of Pichia membranifaciens NRRL Y-2026, 3018 nucleotides long. RefSeq lists its product as hypothetical. Lineage: Eukaryota; Fungi; Ascomycota; Pichiomycetes; Pichiales; Pichiaceae. Bases 1 to 3018 code for a protein of 1005 amino acids. Gene Ontology annotation, biological process: meiotic cell cycle; regulation of synaptonemal complex assembly. The record is from RefSeq and is a predicted model, not a curated record. The transcript has 3 exons.
AUGCAAGCACCUGAAAUUAGCCUCAAAGUAGUUUCCACACUGACAGAGCUGAUAGCUUCAUGUGAAACUAACAUCAAGAUCCUUUCUGGAAUUUCAGAGAGCGAUGACGCCACCUUUGAUCUUGCGUGUAUCCAAAAUCGGCUCAAUUCACUCAUCCCGAUGCUUGAAUCCACAGAAAAAGUUAUUCGGAUGGAAUAUUUACCACUGCUAAGUAAGUCAAAGGAAAAAUUGAGUCCCAGCAUCAAAAAAAUUUUACCGUCACUUGAAGAAGUGUCACUUAACUUUUGGAAUGCUUUGAAUAUCAAACAAAAGGAGAGCGAAGAACCAGAAGAGGAUGGCUCAACAGUCAAAACCUGGAAACUUGAAUUCAAGAAGAUGAUGAGCCUGAAAUAUUUCGUCUCUUUGUUAUUGUCUUUAUUUGCAUUGUUGAAUUUUUUGAAUGACAAAGUUAAAAUCCGUAAAACGGGAAAACAAGUGAAGAAAUAUGUUGAAAGCCUAUGCGCAUAUUAUGAUAAUAACAAGUUAGGCAAAGAAGAAAAAAAUAAGUAUGAAACUUUGAAAGUUGAAUUUCUUAUAAUGGACAUGCAAUCAUCUUUACUCUCAAAAAACAUCUCAAUGGCCAAAUUUUAUGAACAUAAAGCGAACAUUCUUGAUAGGUGUUCUGCAAUGAAACCUGGAAAUGUUUUCAGCAUCUGUCGCACGUUGUACAAUGAAGGACUGAGACUUUACAAGGAAGAACAGUACCAUGACUCCCAUUAUUUUCUCCAAAAAUGCUACCUAAUUUUGGAAAAGAUGGAUACGUUCAAAGACCCAAGUGUUGAGAGCGAGAUAAAAGUGUCAACUUUAAUCAUGUUGUCGAAAUGCUGUAUGAAAAUGAACAGUAAAGAAUCGUUUACUGAAGCCAGCAAACUACUGAAGCUUUUGCAGCUAAAUGAAAAUGAGAAGAUUGAGACAUUGCAAUUGCAAAUCGAGUUAAUCGAUUAUCAAAAGUUAGCAAAUAAUGAUGCAGAAGACUUGAUUAUGAAAACUGUUAUUAAAAUCUGUUCAAAAACCGAAAUUCUAAAGCAAGUCAUGGUAGUGCUCAAUGCUUAUUCAAGCAAGUGUCCAACGACUGCUAAGAAUUGCUUAUUUUAUGUUUUCACUAAUAAAAUCGAUUUUGAAAAUCCAAAAUUUCGGGAAGUUAUUGAAUCCUACCUCAUAUCCCUAAUCUGGAUUAUCACAUCACAGCUAAAAACAGAAAACUCGUCGGAGAAAUUGAAUGCUGUAAAAACUAUACUUGAGGUUGGGAAUAGAAAACUAAGAUUUGAGCUUUCUAUUGACUCUGCUAAUUGUUUAGUAAUAAUGUUGUGGAGCAUGGGUAGAAAAAAUAUGAAAGAAGAAAACUACCAGGAAGCUAUGAGUUGGUUUGAGUGUUGCUUUGUGAGUCUCUUAAAUAGGUCAAAAGAAAGUCAGCAGGAUACUAUUGGAAAAAUUCAACGAAGCAUUCUACAUUGCUGCUUGAAAAUGCAUGAUACUGGUACUUUUGAAAACACAUUGAGAGAUAUGAAUGAUUUGAGCAGAAAAAAUCCGAUUACAUUGUAUUACCGAUUUGUAAAUAUGCUAGAGAAUCACGGUACAGAAAUUGAUGAUGAUACUGCACAUGAAAUUUUGACAGCAUUAUCACGAUGCAAUGAUUUAAAAACAAUAAAUAUGCUAGCUCUUUGUGUCGUUGAAAGUAAAAAUUAUCUUGAUAGCAACUGCCAUGAUAGAGACAAACCAUUUCUUGAUGAACCGUUGAAACACGCAGUUAGCAAAUUGCUAAACAAAUGUAACAAUAUUGACACAAAAAACUCCGAGUAUUUGGUUCUCGUGGCAAUGAGAGCUUCUGUCUAUAUUUUUGGAAAACGCCUUGAGAAUGGGCUUAAAAAGGACGAAACAGAAAAAAUGUCAUUGGAAAAUGUUGAAAUGAUUGAAAAGUCAGUCGAUCAGUUUCUCUGCUAUGCAAAGGUAAAUAGAGAAGGAAGCCAUAUUAAAGAUAUAAACAAUGACAUUGAAUGGUUUUCUAGCACAUGUUUCAACUGCGGAUUACUACUGCUGGAAAACAACAUUUUUGACACUAGAGGUGUAAAAUUAUUCGAAGCUACAAUCAGGUUGAUAGAGUUGUUCAAUGAGUCAGAUGAUAAGAACAACGAUAGGUUUCUCAAGUGGAAAUGCAAAUCUAUCAUUUUUUUGAGCUUUUGUGAACGUGAGCAGAUAAGACAAGGCGGCAAUAAUGUGAAACAAAAGUGGAAUGCAAUCAGAGUUAUGAACCAGCAGGUAGUUGAGCAGAUUAGCCUUAUCCACAAAGAUAACGAUUACAAAGACAUCAUGCUUCAAGGCCUAUAUCUUAUUAACGAGAGCUUGAUAAAUUGCAAUGAAUGGACUAGCCUAAUCAAGAGGAUCAAAGAUAUGAACGAAUACGGUAAAAAUCAUACGGAAGAUAACCAGCAGAUAGAUGCUAUGGUAGAAAAUAUAUUUAACUGGAUUCCGGAUGGGGAUGCAGAACAAAGGGGUGGAAUGAUAAGAGUUAUCGAAACCAUUUUUGCCGAAAGGGGGUUCAAAAAUGAGUUUGCCGUCAGAACACGAAUGCUCUUCAGGUGGCUUCAUCUCAUGUUGACCAAGAUGACGGAAAACGUUGCCUUUGAAGAUCAGCAGCUUUGCUACAUUCGGAUGUUCCGAGACAUUCUAGCCGAAACGCCAACCGACGGCGCUGAUAGACUCAAAGAUUACGAGAUCGAGUGGCUGGCCGGUGUGUGUUGGAACAAGGGCAUUGAGACGAUUUUACGCUGCAAAGCCGCUAUUGAGGCAGCCGACGUUGAGGACGUCGGCAUGGAUGACAGUUAUGCAGACGAGGAUAAGGAAUUUUUUAUAGCGGCAGUCGCAGAUCCGGCCAACAGCAUGCUUGGCGGGAAAGGGUUGCCGUGGUGUGAGAUUGCGAUAGAGAUUACAGUGCCGGGAAGCUGCAAUGCGCUGGAAUGCAGAACCUGCUCGCGAAGUUAG